GAGGCCCUGUCGAGGUAGAUUACCUACUCAAGCUUACCUAAGCAACCUCCCAUCUAGCCAGUCCAGCAACUUUAGCCGUGUGCUUGCUUUGUCCAUCAUUUGGAAAAUCAUCUGCGUUCACCUAGGCGCGUUUGGUGGCCCGCCAUGUCUACACCAGCUGACGGUUCUGACGGCUCGAAGCCCGACCCUUGGGAUAAAGAGACACGGCGCAAGUUCCAAACCAAAUCCAAGUCCGAAUACUUCGACCCAUGCCAGGAAGCUGCGACCAGGAGUAUACGAUGUCUCAACCGUAACGGAGGCGACCGAACUAUGUGUACCGACUACUUCGAGGCGUAUCGAGAGUGCAAAAAACAAUGGAUGGACAAGCGCAAGGAAGAGAGGAAGAAAAGUAGUUUCUUCUCUUAAGCGAUCCCAUACUUAUACAACAACAAUAAAAUCAACCCCGACAAAUCCGACAGCCUUCGCUAGAGAAGACAACACCUCUAUUAACAGGAUACAUGAACGACACGCGCAA
This is a messenger RNA of Xylaria bambusicola, 514 nucleotides long. RefSeq names its product cysteine alpha-hairpin motif superfamily. The record is from RefSeq and is a predicted model, not a curated record. The transcript is spliced from 4 exons. The coding region runs from base 145 to 405 and encodes 86 amino acids. NCBI's taxonomy places the organism in Eukaryota, Fungi, Ascomycota, Sordariomycetes, Xylariales, Xylariaceae.